This is a messenger RNA of Zootoca vivipara (common lizard), 1510 nucleotides long. Lineage: Eukaryota; Metazoa; Chordata; Lepidosauria; Squamata; Lacertidae. The record is from RefSeq and is a predicted model, not a curated record.
CUCUGGGGGUUGUUGUUGCGGCUUUUUUUUUUUUUAAAGUCACCUGAGAAGUUUCUGACAUUAAAGUCACCAUGACUGAUUUGGGCUGCAAGAAACAUAGUGACUGCACUGUCUCCAGGCUGCUCAAUGUGGUGGAGAAUGAGCUCCAAGCUGGCAGAGACAAAGGAGACCCCACCGAAAAACAGCUCCAGGUUGUCUUAGAGGAUGCUGCACUAUGGCAGAGAUUCAGAGAAGUGACCAAUGAGAUGAUUGUCACGAAGAAUGGCAGACGGAUGUUCCCUGUCUUAAAGAUCAGUGUCUCGGGCUUGGAUCCCAAUGCCAUGUAUUCUUUUCUGCUUGAUUUUGCUCCGACUGACAGCCACCGCUGGAAGUAUGUGAAUGGAGAAUGGGUCCCAGCCGGAAAGCCAGAGCCAUCAAAUCACAGCUGUGUCUAUAUCCAUCCAGACUCUCCCAACUUUGGGGCGCACUGGAUGAAGGCUGCGGUAUCUUUCAGUAAAGUGAAACUUACCAACAAGUUGAAUGGCAAUGGGCAGAUUAUGUUGAAUUCUCUGCACAAAUACGAGCCGCAAGUUCAUAUUGUUCGAGUUGGAGGCCCACACAGGAUGGUAAUGAAUUGUUCCUUUCCUGAAACUCAGUUCAUAGCUGUGACUGCUUACCAAAAUGAAGAGAUAACAGCUCUCAAGAUCAAGUACAACCCCUUUGCCAAAGCUUUUCUGGAUGCAAAAGAAAGAAACCACCCCAAGGAUGCUUCAGAUAUUGUCUCUGAAAGUCAGCACAUCACAUAUUCUCACUCUGCCCACUCUCACCACGGCUGUGAGCACUAUUCGGCCCUUCGAGGACAUAGAGCUGUUCCAUACCCUGCUUCAUACAUGCAAAGAAAUCACUCUCCAACAGUGAAUUUGAUAGAAAGCACCAACAAUGAUCUUCAAGUGCCAUCGGUCCACGAAGGCUGGGCUGCAGUACCCUCCAGUCACCAUGGCAACUUGCUCCCAGUGCCACACAACAGUGGUACGGCCACCCCGAGUCCGAGUCACUAUCCAUGCCUAUGGACAGUCAGCAACAAUGCCCUCAAUGUGGCCAACCUUGCGAGUGAUGCAAGCAGCAGCCCUCCCGGACCAUUCCUGAGAAGCAGCAUUGCAUUGCCUGCCACAUCGUCCUCUGCUUCAAUUCCUUUGCAGGGUACAGUUGCUGGCAGCAUGGAAGCACAGCUGGAGCCCACUUUCUCCAGGUUAACAGAGUCCACCUGGGCAUCUGUAGCCUCCCAUUCGUUUUAAAGGACCAGAGGGCAGCACAAGAAUGCCUGGUAGCACCCUGGACAGAACAGGAUUUAAGGCUGCCAUUCUUGCAGCAAAGAAAAGAACAUGUUUAGUGAUGUGCUGGCUUCUCCACAUCUUGAAAUCUUGGAUGGUGAAUUGGGCAAGUACCAUAGGACAAAAAGAAGAACAGGAGGUGUACAGGAGACCCCCUUUGCUGUUGCAAAUCCCGAUGAGAAAUUCUUGCUACCAGACAU